GACCCUCCCCUCCCCCCCGCCAUGGAGGUUCCAUGUCUCUGAGGAGCUUAUUGAAGAGCCGUUAAGAGACUACAAAGCAUGAUCUCUCUUCAGUUUCCACUUCCACUAGCCACUAUGAUGGGGCCCACGCAGGAUGGUAGGAAGGGGAGGGAGGAGGAGGAGGAGGAGGAGGAGGAGGAGGAGGAGGAGGUGAUGGUGGUGGCCGUUGCUGGAAGCAUUACAGAGAGCUUGGACAGGUUCAAGCUACGCAGUCUGCUUUGCCAUCGCAGCUGCUCGAGCUCCGUGACGAACACGGGAUGACCUGAGCACCCUGGUGCUAUACCUAGGGGGAAGGUGAUAUUCAGACACGAUCAA
Messenger RNA from Cryphonectria parasitica EP155, 354 nucleotides. RefSeq lists its product as uncharacterized. The transcript has a single exon. Bases 79 to 300 code for a protein of 73 amino acids. Lineage: Eukaryota; Fungi; Ascomycota; Sordariomycetes; Diaporthales; Cryphonectriaceae. The record is from RefSeq and is a predicted model, not a curated record.